AUGGCCAGGGACAGAGGUUUGGAGCAGCUGACGCGGCGUAACGCUGUGAAGCUUGUGACUGCGGCGUCCUGCUCUGUGGAGGAGGCGAUACUCUCUGUGGGGAAAGAAGUGGGAUACGUCCACAUCAAGUCUGCUUCACGGAUGAACGGAGCGGUCGUGGUCUUUCUGUCCAGCACUGAGAAGGUGGCGGAGGCCGUGGAGAAGGGAGCCACCAUCCAGGGCCUGUUCACCUCUGUCCUGCCGCUGGUGAGUCCCGCCAGGCGGGUCAUCGUCUCCAACGCUCCUCCGUUUAUCAAGAACGAGACUCUAGCUGCAGAACUGUCCCGGUUCGGACAGCUGGUGACACCGAUUAAAAUGAUGUCACUGGGCUGUAAGUCACCGCUGCUCAGACACGUAGUGUGCCAUCGCAGACAGGUGCUCAUGGUGCUGAAGGAUAACUCCGAAUUAAACCUGUCCUUCACUUUUAAAGUUGAUGGAUUCAGUUAUGUGAUUUUUGCAUCAUCUGAGAACAUGAAAUGUUUUGGCUGCGGCGCAGAGGGUCACCUGAUCAGAGCGUGCCCAGAACGAAUGGAUCAGAAUGUGCCGCGUAAUGACGCACAGACACCGAGCACCUCUGCAGCCUCCGCUGAGACCAGCGCGGAGGCAGCGGAGCCAUCGGGGGACGCGCCCCCGGCCCCAACGCCUCCCCCCGCGGACAGCGCUGCUGAGGACCCCCCUGACGACCCAGACAGCGGGUCCGGGUCUGCAGAGCCCGCGGUGGACCCCGCGGUGGAGCUCGCUGCGGGGCCCGCGGCUGCGGGGCCCGCGGUGGAGGCCCCCACUGCUGUCAAUGACCCUGACAGCACUCCUCCUCCCCCCGAGGAGCAGGUGUGUGACAUGAGUCAGGAGCUGAGCAGUGUGGGAGACAGUGACUCUGAGUUUUUAGAUGAGGAGAUGUCAGAUGGGGAGCAGUGUCUCUAUCCUCAGAAGAGAAAGGGAGGCAGUUCUCAGAGCACAGAGAAACCGUUUAAAGUCACACGCAGUUUGAGUAAAGGUGUUAAGUCAUGUUCAGCUGCAGACAUAAGAAAGUUUUUGAGAGACACUAAAGGGAUGAGGAGUGUAAAGGUAGAAAACUAUUUUCCUAACCUGAAGCUUUUCUCUGAGACGGCCCGGCCCCUGGUGUGGAGCUCCAGCUCUCAGGACGAGGACGCUCUCACAGACCAGGAGAGAUUCAGGCUUAAGAAACUCCUGAGCAAAGUCAGGGCCCAAGUGGCCAGUGAGGGUCCUAACUGA
Messenger RNA from Knipowitschia caucasica, 1272 nucleotides. The record is from the annotation of a GenBank genome assembly. NCBI's taxonomy places the organism in Eukaryota, Metazoa, Chordata, Actinopteri, Gobiiformes, Gobiidae.